Messenger RNA from Didymodactylos carnosus, 1326 nucleotides. The record is from the annotation of a GenBank genome assembly. NCBI's taxonomy places the organism in Eukaryota, Metazoa, Rotifera, Eurotatoria, Philodinida, Philodinidae.
AUGUCUAUUGAUAAUGAAACGUAUGGUACAAAUAAUCGAAAAUUACUCAUUAUAUUAAAACCAGAUGAUAAUAAUUUGAUAACUGCCGAUUAUAAACGUUAUAAACAAUUGAAAACAUUCAAAUAUCAAGAUGCUCGUUAUUUAACUAGAACAACAAUAAAACAACAACAACAAUUUGUUUUUAUUCUUAAUUAUUAUCCGUCCAUUACAAGAAAACUACCAAAACAAAAAUGUAUGCAUUAUAUUCAAAGGGUAUUCUAUUAUUUAUUGACGCUAUUAUUAUUAAGUAAUAAUAUUCAAUGGCCUAUUGUAUUUUUAUCUCUAUCAUCAAUUAAAUUCAUGUCUACGUAUGCUAUUGUAACUACCACAACUACAACAACACUAAAACGAACAACAACAAUCAAUGACCAAUGUCUUCCACUUGAUAAUAGAAAUAUUCAAAGUCUCUGUUCAAGAACGUGUACGACAUCAACCUCACCACUAUCUUAUCUUCUUCAAGAAGAUAAUGAUGUUGAAGAUAAUACUAAAAUGUUGUUAUCGAAUUAUUAUUUACCAUUUUGUAAAAAUUAUACGUUAAUACAAAUGUUAGAUGAAAAAGAAUCGAUUUCAAUACUGAAUACAUCAAAAAGCAACGAAAAACAAUGUAAAUCGAUAAUAGAAAAAAUAAUUAAACUUGAUAAUGAAGCAAAAGAAGCAACAGAUACUUUCAACAGUUACAUGAAAGCAAUUGAUUGUGAUUCUAAUGAUAAUAGAUUUUCAAUUAAUGCUGACUGUGAUAAUUGUAAACAAGCUUACGAACAAUGGGCUUGCUCGAUAUCUAUUCCAUUUUUUUAUCGUGGAAAUCGUAUACUGCCUUGUCAAAAGAUCUGUGAUGAAGUUGAAAGAGUUUGUCCAACAUUUCGGCCAUCCGACCGAGAGCCUCUUUUUGCUGGUCAACCGAUAUUUGUAUGCAGUGGCGGAUUGAUCCCUAAUAAUGACUAUGGUCAAAUACCUUAUUGUUAUGAUACGUGUCAUUUAGUUGGCUCACAAAAAAGUCAUUCCUCCUCACAAUCAUCAUCGUCUUCAUCAUCAAACGAUUCAACAUCGUCUACUUCAUCACUAUCGACUAGUAGUACUUGUUUCGAAAUUAAGCUAACUGAUCAACAGUUGACUAAUAUCACAGCCACCACACAAUCUCAAUUUUAUUCUUUAUUAAAUAAUGAAACGAAUAUAUUUUCCAAUUAUUCAUCGUCGGCAUCGUCAUACCGUUUAAUAAAUAAUAUUCACAACACGUUGUUAUAUUUUGUUAUUACUAUUAUGUUAUUAUUGUCUAUUAUUUCCAAAUGA